This is a messenger RNA of Zea mays, 1079 nucleotides long. Its product is annotated as myb-related protein Myb4. The record is from RefSeq and is marked validated. Lineage: Eukaryota; Viridiplantae; Streptophyta; Magnoliopsida; Poales; Poaceae. The transcript has 2 exons. The coding region runs from base 84 to 818 and encodes 244 amino acids.
CAAGCUCCCUCAGCUCGGUCUUCUCGGCAGGACCCGGCAAGCAAAGCCAAAGCCCAGCUCUUUCUCGGCCGGGAGAUCGAGACAUGGGGCGCGCUCCGUGCUGCGAGAAGAUGGGGCUCAAGAGGGGCCCGUGGACGCCCGAGGAGGACAGGAUCCUGGUGGCGCACAUCGAGCGCCACGGCCACAGCAACUGGCGCGCGCUGCCCAAGCAGGCGGGCCUUCCCCGCUGCGGCAAGAGCUGCCGCCUCCGCUGGAUCAACUACCUGCGCCCCGACAUCAAGCGCGGCAACUUCACCCGCGAGGAGGAGGACGCAGUCAUCCAACUCCACCAAAUGCUCGGCAACAGAUGGUCGGCAAUCGCUGCCAGGCUGCCGGGGAGGACGGACAACGAGAUCAAGAACGUCUGGCACACUCACCUCAAGAAGCGACUGGAGCCUAAGACAGCCACGCAGGCGCCCAAGCGAAAGCCCAAGAAGCAGCAGCAGCCAGAGGCGGUGACGCUCGCAGCGCCGGUCUCGCCGGAGCAGUCAGUCUCCACGUCGACCACCAGCACCACCACUGACUACUCGGCGGCCUCGUCGUCGUUGGAGAACGCGGAUAGCUUCACCUCGGAGGAGGAGGACUACCAGAUUGACGACAGCUUCUGGUCCGAGACGCUGGCGAUGGCGGUCGACAGUUCCGACUCCGGGAUGGAGGAGGCAGAGGGCGCCUUCGGCGCGUCGCCGCCGGCGCCGUCGACCAACGACGACGUGGACUUUUGGCUCAAGCUGUUCAUGCAGGCCAGCGACAUGCAGAAUUCGCCCCAGAUUUAUGCAUGAACCUAGACGGUUCUCUCUCGAUCGGCUGAUGAUGUUCUUGGCCUCAGAAUUCUUUCAAUCCUUUUGUUCUGCUCCGUUUCGGUGGACGUAUAUCUGACUGAAAACUUGUGCAGCGGAAAGCGAUUGUGCUUCAUCAUGGCGGUGUUCACUUUUUGCGCAUUAUAUACUACGAUUUUAGUUGAGUUUUCUGUCACCUGUGCUUUCCGCCGCUAGCUGCUUAUCAGGGACCAGGGUCCCUGCUACAUGACCGAUGUCCAUGUC